This is a messenger RNA of Enterospora canceri, 369 nucleotides long. The record is from the annotation of a GenBank genome assembly. Lineage: Eukaryota; Fungi; Microsporidia; Enterocytozoonidae.
AUGACUAAAAAGCAACUUCACGAGAAACUAUCUUCUCUUCUUGAUAACAUUGAAUAUAGCAAUAUGUUGGAUUCAUUCACUACAAUCAUAUACAAUCUGCAACAAGAAGAUAAGAACGAUGGGAAACUGCUGAUUCCACUCGAAGCCAACUUUCAGCUACCAAACCAAUUCCUGGGCGUAAAGACAAACAUGGCCGCAGAACGCUUUCUAUCAGAAGCCAAUAAGCUCAACGUGGAUGAAAACAAGAUUCUCGCAGCACAGAUCUACUUACAAGACACUGGUUUGAGCAUAGUUGAGACAGAAACAACCGAAGCAAAACAGUCUCAAAACCAAAUUAGCGAAUUCGUCAGACGCAAAUUUUUUGGUUGA